GUUAUUUUCCUAAAAGGAGGAGAGCCACUUUCAUUCAAAAGGCUGUGGAAAUCCGGCUGGAAAUGAGUUUCUUUGCAGUUAAUCAUCUCUAAGUUUCUCUGGAUGCUUUAUUCCAGACGCCCCAGCCUCACACUUAGGAUCACAAAAUCCUGGACGUUUAUUUGCCGAGCCCCAUGGAUGUUAUCCCCGUUGGGCCCUCCCCGCCCUUCUCCUUCGGAACGGAACGAAACCCAUUCGGUGGCUUUUGCAGGAAGUCUUCAGGCCCCCGCGUCCGGCCCUCUCCGACAUCAAAGCCCCCUCGAGAGCAAAGGACUUUGAAAAGAUACGAAACGCUCGGGCUCCUUAUCGCGUCCCUGCUCCCUCCCGAGCAAGUCGUAAAUUCCGAGCCUCGGAGGCCUCUCCCCUCCGCUCUUCUUGCCCCAAGGUCUCAAAGGACAAGCCUGUCACUUCCCGCCCCGCCCCUGGGUCCGGGCCCAGGCCGAAGGAGCUGGCACCGAGGGGCGCAAGGCCAAGAGGGCAUCCUGCGCUGCCACCCGGACCUGGCGGGCCGCGAGCUGCAGCAGGGCACGCUCACUGCGGAGUCGCGGCGGGAGCAGAGGGGCGCGGGCCUGAUGAGCCUGGACGCGGCCGAGCGGCUCCGGCUGGCGGAGCUCAACGCUCAGUACCGCGCGCGCUUCGGCUUCCCCUUCGUGCUCGCCGCGCGUCUCAGCGACCGGGCGGCGGUGCCGGGGGAGCUGGCGCGCCGGCUGCAGCGCCCGCCCGCCGAGGAGCUGCGCACCGCCCUGGGCGAGGUGAAGAAGAUCGGCCGCCUGCGCCUCGCCGACCUCCUCGGCGCCGCCGGCCUCGCCGGACCGUAGCCCGGGACCCCGGGCGCACGUCGGGACCGGCCGCGGCGGGCGGCGGGCGCGGGCCGGGAGCGGCGUCCACACGCGCACGGAGGGAGGGGAGCGGCGGAGCCAUCGGGCGAGUAAUGAGCCCCUUUGUCCACCCACCCAGCCGCCCACCCGCGCACGCUUUGCCAAAAUAUCUGUAGGGGGUCGCGCUUCGCCCCGAUUUAGCCAGCUCACUGCUUCGAGUCUACACUCCCUUUGCAGCCCUUUUGACGCCACCGGCCUUCGUGGAUUCCAAAGCGAUGGUCCAGCUCUUGUUGGCUCCCCAUCCUCUCCUGCUAAGUCCGAGCCGCAAGGCAAAAACGGGCGGAAAAGGGAAUCUUUUAUUCCGCA
This is a messenger RNA of Acinonyx jubatus (cheetah), 1223 nucleotides long. RefSeq names its product ureidoimidazoline (2-oxo-4-hydroxy-4-carboxy-5-) decarboxylase (gene URAD). Gene Ontology annotation, molecular function: carboxy-lyase activity. Gene Ontology annotation, biological process: allantoin metabolic process. Bases 174 to 857 code for a protein of 227 amino acids. Lineage: Eukaryota; Metazoa; Chordata; Mammalia; Carnivora; Felidae. The record is from RefSeq and is a predicted model, not a curated record. The transcript has 2 exons.